CGCGUUACGAUGCUGGCGCGCAGCCUCGCCCGGAGACUGGGAUGGCAGGCGACCGAGGGGCCGCCUGAAACGAAAGUCGUGGGCAUCUUGGCCCUCAACGCGAUGGAUUUCGUGCCUCUGUCCUGGGCGAUUCACCGCAUCGGCGGCACAUGUCUCCUGAUGCACCCGACCUCGUCGGCCAGCGAAAUCCAGACCCUGAUGCGCAAAGCUAACUGCCACACCCUUUUCACCUGCCGUCCCUUGCAACCGCUCUGCGAGGCCGUGUUUGCCGCCUUGCACGAAGAUCCUGACCGGUUGUUUCUGCUCGAAUUACCCAACGACGAUGCCAGCACGCCGGCGACCCGGGCCACCGUCUCCGAGCUGAUCGCCGAGGGAGAGCAUCUGCCCGCCGUGGCGAGCAUCCUUCUCCAGCCAGGGGAGUCCCGCGACCGGGUCGCAUAUCUCUGCCCGACCAGCGGCACUUCCGGGUACCAGAAACUGGCGCAAAUCACCCACGCCAACGUCAUCGUCAAUGCCCUCCAGGCGGUUACUCUGGACUCAUAUGCGACCGGACCCAAGAGCCAGACCACUCUGGGCAUCCUCCCGUUGAGUCACGCCUAUGGCUUGAUCGUACUGCAUACGUUGAUGUGUCGGCGCGAUACGACGAUCCUGCACGCCCGCUUCGACAUGCCGGCGGCGCUACGGUCGAUUCAACAAUACCGCAUCGAGCGGUUGUAUUUGGUUCCCGCGAUUGUGGCGGCGUUGGUAAAUAACCCUAUCUUAUUCAAGCUGGCCGAUCUGUCGUCCGUGCAGACGGUGGUCUGUGGAUCCGCGCCCUUGAGUGCCGACAUGAUGGGCGCCAUGAAACGGGUGCGUCCCGACUGGGAUCUCCUCCCUGGUUAUGGAUUGACCGAAGCGGCGGUGAUUGUCUCGUACACCAGUCAACAUAGCAUCUUCCCCGGCUCGGUGGGGAGCCUGUUGCCCCAGGUGAAGGUGCGACUGCUCGAUGCGAAUGGGGUGGAGAUCCACGACUACGACGUCGCCGGCGACCUCUACGUGCGAUCCCCCAGCGUCAUGAAGGGCUACCUUGGGGAGAACGAGGCGGACUCCUAUGCCUUCGACCAGGACGGCUGGCUGGUCACGGGCGAUGUGGCGUGCAUGCGGCGCGGCGCAGACGGCGAGGAGCAUCUGUUCAUCGUGGAUCGCAAGAAGGAUAUCAUGAAGGUCAAGGGCAUCCAAGUGGCGCCGGUCGAGAUUGAAGCGCAGCUCUUGAACCACCCAGCUGUGGACGAGGCCGCGGUGAUUGGAGUCCAAGAUGACGCGACGGGCGAGCGUCCAUUUGCCUUUGUGGUGCGCUCGCGCCAGGUCGAUGCCCAGAUGGACGAAGCGACUCUCCGCCAGGCGCUGGCGGCGCACAUCCAGACUACUCUGAGUGAGCCGUUCUGGCUCCGCGAGAACAUUCGGUUCUUGGAGGCGAUCCCGAAAAGUCACAGCGGGAAGGCGCUGAAGUUCAAGCUGAAGGAU
This is a messenger RNA of Aspergillus fijiensis CBS 313.89, 1503 nucleotides long. Its product is annotated as acetyl-CoA synthetase-like protein. The transcript is spliced from 6 exons. The record is from RefSeq and is a predicted model, not a curated record. The annotation marks the transcript as partial. NCBI's taxonomy places the organism in Eukaryota, Fungi, Ascomycota, Eurotiomycetes, Eurotiales, Aspergillaceae. Gene Ontology annotation, molecular function: CoA-ligase activity.